AUGCAAGAUCCAAUGGAAAUGGACAAUUCAGACGAUAUAGAUCCAUCAGAAUAUGUUCGAUUACAAGAAGAAUAUGAAGAAAAACUAGAUGAAUUUAUGCGUAAACAUUUACGUCGGACAUGGCCUGUAUGUGUGAUACGUUUACUUGGUAUUUUUCAAUUAUUAGUUACUUUGACGAUAUUUGGUGUUGAUUUACCAAUUAUUCUUAUGUUUGCACCACGAUGGCAAGUUUUUGCUGGAUGUUGGGCAUCUGUACUUGGAUUUAUUGCUUGUGUAAGCACUCUUCAUUCAUCUCGAAAAAUGACUUGGUCAAAACUUAAAUGGACUGCAGGACUUAAUAUAUUAGGUGGAAUAGCUGUUGCUCUCAUGGUAGCAUUUGAUAUACUUUAUUUGGUAAAUUCGAAAAUUUGUCUUAUUGCUAGUGGCUGUAAUUAUUUAUCGUAUACAUAUUCACCAGUUAAACCAUUUUAUACAGCAGAAGUUGUUAUGGGUGUUUUGUUUUUUUUAUCAGUUUUCGUUUUUCUUGUUCUGUUUAUUAAACAUGGUAUAGGUGGUAUAACACUUUUCGAAAAUAUUCAAAAAGGAUGGGCACCACCUAUUUACAAACCUAUUGUACCACCUAAUGACACUAUGCCAAUGCUACAAAACCCAAUGACGAGACCUGGAAUGAUGAUGCCUCCAUCACACCAUGGUCCUAUGCCAAUGCCACCACAAGCAGGACCUAGAAUGAUGAUGAGACCACCACCACCUGGCUCUAUGCCACUAUAUCAAGCACCACCACCUGGCUCUAUGCCACCAUAUCAAGCACCAAUACCUGGAGCAAUGAUGCCAAGACCUGGUGCACCAAUGAUGCCAAGACCUGGUGCACCGAUGAUGAUGCCCGGCGCAAGACCUCCCAUGCAAGGAUACUAUAGACAACCAGGUCCAUAUGCAGCUCCACCACGUCCUUAUUAG
Rotaria sp. Silwood1 is the source of this 954-nucleotide messenger RNA. The record is from the annotation of a GenBank genome assembly. NCBI's taxonomy places the organism in Eukaryota, Metazoa, Rotifera, Eurotatoria, Philodinida, Philodinidae.